This is a messenger RNA of Gymnodraco acuticeps, 2448 nucleotides long. RefSeq lists its product as uncharacterized. Bases 196 to 1176 code for a protein of 326 amino acids. The transcript has 7 exons. NCBI's taxonomy places the organism in Eukaryota, Metazoa, Chordata, Actinopteri, Perciformes, Bathydraconidae. The record is from RefSeq and is a predicted model, not a curated record.
CUUCCAGGAACGCUGGAAGUGCAGCUGGAGAGAAAGGGGGGGGGGGAAUUGUGAAACAGCUUUCCUUCAUAGAGUUACAUUGCUCAUCAUUUGGAAAAAGACCAGUAGAAGUACGUUAACGUCGUGUAAAAUGUCGAGCUGAACUGCCUCAUCUUUGCUCUUGAUCGGCACGAGACUUCCUCGAUAUAGAAUAUAAUGUCUCAGCUUGGAAGCCUGUUCACCCAUAUCAUCUCCAAAUCUCCUGAAAGUGUCCAGGACCAGAGCCCACACCGGACACCUAAACUACCUGACUUUAUUCAACAUGUCAGAAAACUCACUGGAAUAAGAAAGGAAGAUGUUUACUGCAACCUGCGUAUCCCUGACAAGCUGCAGUCUGCCAAAGAUGACAUAAACAUUGUUAUCCUCACAGGCCAGGGGAUCUUCUGCAUAGAUGUGAAACCCUGGAGAGGUACAGUGUCCGCUCACAACCAGAACUGGCAUUUGCAAGUGAAAGAAGAGGACCACAACGUAACCAAUACCUGCAUUGAGCAGAUUGAGGAUCCCCUCAAAGCUAUCAUGACCAAGACGGCUAACUUCUGUGGCCAUUUGAAGCGAAGUGGAGUGUCAGUGCACCAAAGCCUCUUCUUCCCCAGGGUUAUCUUCCUCUCCCCAGACUGCGAGCUGGAUGAGGAGCUGAGGAAGAAGAGGGAGCUGGUCCUCCAAAGCCAAAUAGACGACUUCCUCAGAUCUUUCAGGGCGGGCUACAUGGCCUGGAUAUCCGACUCUCUGACUCCAUCCUGGCUCUCUGGUCAUCUGUCGUACAGGCAGAUGGAGUCGGUGCGGGAGGUCCUGAGGAGGGUGGGGACGUGGGAUCUGGUGCGCCUGCAUUGUGGCGAGCAGCUGAAAGGAGACUUCCAGGGCUGCCAGUACAUCGCUCUCAAUCGGCAGGAGACAGACACGCUGGAGUUUUCCAGACUCAAGACCCUGUCGGCUGAUUCGCUGUGGGCCCUGCUGGGACACGCUCCUCAGGUGACAGUUAAAAUGUACAAGCGUGGACCGCAGGGCUGGCUGGGUAAAUCCCUGAUCGCCACCACCACCAUCCCCCCCAACACCUGUGUGAUCUUCAGGAUCAGCGGGGAGGAAACAGAUGCCAAAAUCUCAGCAAACACCAUUCACAGCAUCACACUCAGCCACUGACUGUGUGUAUUGGCAAAACAGAGGAUAGCAUCACUACAUAGCGCUGUGGGAAGAGGAAGCUCUCUUUAAUAUAACAAAAAACGUUGCUCAAACCUUCUCAUAUUUUUACGAGUGCCUUUACAGUGUUUGUACUUUGUGAUAUAAUAUCUUAAAAACACUUUCUGAAUGUCUUUCCAUGAUUUUGCGAUUGUCAGUGGCAAUGAUAUGUUAAUGCAGAUGGUUUCAUAAUUAUCCUGAUUAACUUUCCCUUGUUUUGGAUUUCUAGGGCUGGCCCACACUUUACACUAGCCAUUAAUUAAUCAUUACACUAGCUGAUUGUCACGUCAGUUCAGAAUUGAAGUGUUUAAUGUGUUAAUUGUGGCGGUCACAAAGCGGUGGCCCCUGCCCCGAUGAGGGCCGAGCAUCCUACUGCCUCUGUGGGAUUCAUGGGCAGUGAUUUACGGUCUGUUUAGACGGUGUAACUGUAAGGUGCUUUAUUAAUAUGCUCCAGCGCACGGAGGAGAUGAUAACAUAUUCAAGAGCGCACAGGCGCGGCCACCAGCUACAAUUCAUAACUGAGUCACUUUCCAUCAGUUACCAGGCUUGCACAGCUGCGCUAACAGCUAGCAAUUGUAUUUACUGUGCCUGGUAGUGGGCAAAAUGAAGUUAUUUCCAUCAAGAUAUCAGUGCCUUUAGCUAAUGCAAUAGAAGCAGCUCUCUGAGUUGAUGGUAUCUCUUUGCAUGGCAUCUCUCUACCUGAAACAUCAUUACACUGUACUCAAGCUCCUCACUUUUUCAAACGUCUGUUUACCAUUUUACCUGAGGGUAAGAUUUGGAAAACAGCACUGUAUUCUUUACAUUUGUACUUGCACAUUUGUAAGAAUGUGGUUCUUUUUCAAAUCUUGUUUAACAUUGCUUGAAUUCAAAAGGUUUUGGACAAAUGUGUUGUCAUUUUUAAGCUUACCAAGAGUUUCCUCAGGAACGGUUUUGUACACAGAACUUAAAAAGCAAUAUUGAUAAUAUCAGACAAUAUGGGAAGAAAAUGAUUUAAAGAGAUAUGUAAUCCUGAGUGCUAGGUGCAUGCAGGUAAAUAUGAAUGUUUUUGCUCCUUUUUUUUGCUUUAAGCACUUUCAGUAUCAAGCCAACUUGAUUGUAACCCAACCCUUCAGUUGAUUGAUUUAGGCAUGGUUGUUUUGUAGGUGUUUGUGUUUAUAUUUGUCAUGGUAUUCUCAAAUGUGUUUUUACAUGUAUUUUUACUAUCUGGUGUCAUAAUAAAAAGAUGUAAUGCUUUAA